GGAGCUUGCCGCACUGAUCUCUGUUUGCAGCAUCCCUAGAGCAACCUCUGUUGUGUGAAAUACAAGAAAGAAAAGACGACGGGAUCAGAUCCUAGGAGACAAUUGAAGAACUGGAAGGGAACAUCUUGGGGGUUACCAGGAUAGGGUUUCUUUGAUAUGUGGAAACCAUCUUCAGAGAAAAUGGCUAUUUUGUCAAUGUAAACAGCCUGUGCAAUACCUGCAUUGCUAAAGGGGGAAGCAGAAGAGGAGGAGGAGGGGCAGAUACUGGAGCAAAUGUUGCCUCAACCAGUGAAAUUUUUCUAUCUUUAGCUACCCCUAGUCUCCCGCAGGUCACCUCUGAGCAUGCAUGUUGUAUGUUAAGAUCAUAUGGCCAAAGCACCAUCAAUGCCUCAGCAGACUCCAGACCAGCACGAAGACACAUUCAUUGACCAUGAGACAUACUAGAGACUGAGCGGCGUAACAGCAUCAACACAGACAGUGAAGAUACACACUACUGUUGAAACAGCUACACUCAACCAUGGCUGCAAAUGGAACUAAGACAACUACGAGUAUUUUCUCAACAACUGCCACAACCCCCACAACCUCCACAAUCCCCUUCCUCUCGACAAGCCCCGGAAGCAGAGACAAUAUCACCUCAAGAACAUUAAUGACAGUGACUAUAACGACAAAUGAGACCAAUUUGAAUGCCACCACACUUCCAGAAGUGGUGAUUGAGAGCUCGGGCAUGAGAAUGUUGCUCGUACCCUUUGGCAUCAUCACAGUCAUUGGUUUAGCAGUGGCAAUAAUGCUGUAUAUUAGGAAACGAAAGCGGUUGGAGAAGUUGAGACACCAACUCAUGCCCAUGUACAACUUCGACCCAGCUGAAGAACAAGAUGACCUGCUGGAACAGGAGCUACUGGAUCACGGCCGGGAAGGCAGCAUCACAGGCCCCAAUGCCAAGUUUUGACAAUGGCAUGAUUGUAAAAGGCAAAAAUGACUCUCACAAGCUCCCAAGGGACAACACAAAGGCCCAGUCGUCUUGUCUUCACAGAUGUAGCCAAAGCUCUCAACGCUUAACAGCUCUCUGCCAUUAGAUAAUAUCAGUCUGCAGGGUCUGCUGGCCUCAAUAAAGGGAAACCGGACUGUGCGGUGGAGCAUCUGGAGCUGUGAUGAAGGUUAUCAUCACUGUGUGGGGACUGGCAGUGGCUUUCAUACUAUGAAAGCAAGAUAGGGUGCAUGUAUGAUAGGGAAGGGCAAAAGAAAGCAUCACAUAUGAUCUUGCACUGUUAUCAUUUGGCACAGAAAUGAAGUGGGAUGCACUUUUUUUUUUUUUAAGAAAAAAUAAAUCAUGUUGUGUCAUUGCUGUUAAAAUAUUUGGUAGCUUGUCAGUAUCUACUUCCAUGUUUCAUAAGGGAGAAGUGUAUAUCUGUGUUUUAGUGAUUUUGUGGUCUUAUAUUUCUGACAAGCUUCAAAGCUGGAUGUGUUUCCAUCCUUAAGUGACGUGUUUCUCCCCAGUUGGUUUAUUCUUUUGUGAGCAAUGAAGGACUGUUUCUGUGUGUAUACAUUAAAGCUAUUUAAACCAAUUUAAAAAAAAUGUUUUUGUUGUACAAAUCUACAACAAAACAGUUGAUAGGUGAUAUUUUUAUUGAUAAGUGAUGCGCAGACGCAGAGUAACACAAAUCACAAGGUAAAGAAUCAAAAUAAAAUAUAUAUCACAGGUU
Messenger RNA from Archocentrus centrarchus (flier cichlid), 1700 nucleotides. RefSeq names its product chromosome 5 C3orf18 homolog (gene c5h3orf18). The record is from RefSeq and is a predicted model, not a curated record. The coding region runs from base 518 to 946 and encodes 142 amino acids. The transcript is spliced from 6 exons. NCBI's taxonomy places the organism in Eukaryota, Metazoa, Chordata, Actinopteri, Cichliformes, Cichlidae.